Messenger RNA from Sander lucioperca (pikeperch), 1739 nucleotides. RefSeq names its product BTB (POZ) domain containing 3a (gene btbd3a). The transcript is spliced from 5 exons. The coding region runs from base 216 to 1637 and encodes 473 amino acids. Gene Ontology annotation, cellular component: cytosol. Gene Ontology annotation, biological process: dendrite morphogenesis; neurogenesis; cerebral cortex development. The record is from RefSeq and is a predicted model, not a curated record. Gene Ontology annotation, molecular function: protein binding. NCBI's taxonomy places the organism in Eukaryota, Metazoa, Chordata, Actinopteri, Perciformes, Percidae.
CUAGCUAGCUACUGUAAACAAAGCUGAGCCGCUUGGAUGUUAAAACAACUCAAAACCUGCUGAACGUGGAGAGACGACACGGCUAUAAAUGCUUCUACCCAACACUAACUCUAUUUCCCAACAGCGCUCUCCAGACUCCGCCUGUCCGACAGCAGCCGUUGAGUCCACCGGCCCCGGAGCUGCCAUGACCCGGCCUGCCGUCUGACUGUAAGAUAAUGGCUGCAGAGCUGUAUCCCACCAAGAAGCUGGUCCCCUCCGCCUCAGCGAGCAGCACAGCCUCCUCCAUCCAGGAGCAGUACCAACAGCAGAACCUCGCCAACAACAACAACACUAACACCGCAGCCGCGCAGGGCUGCUGCAACUGGCAGGGCCUGUACCCCACCCUCCGGGAGAGGAAUUCAGUCAUGUUCAACAAUGAGAUGAUGGCAGAUGUUCACUUCGUGGUCGGGCCGCCUGGCGGGACGCAGCGAGUACCGGGACACAAGUACGUCCUGGCUGUCGGCAGCUCCGUGUUCCACGCCAUGUUUUACGGAGAACUGGCCGAGGACCAGGAAGAGAUCCGGAUCCCUGACGUGGAGCCUCCUUCGUUCCUGGCCAUGUUGAAGUACAUCUACUGUGACGAGAUCGACCUGUGCGCCGACACCGUGCUCGCCACCCUCUACGCCGCUAAGAAGUACAUCGUGCCUCACCUGGCCCGGGCCUGCGUCAACUUCCUGGAGACGAGCCUGAGCGCCAAGAACGCCUGCGUUCUGCUGUCGCAGAGCUGCCUGUUUGAGGAGCCUGACCUGACGCAGCGCUGCUGGGAGGUGAUCGACGCCCAGGCCGAGCUCGCCCUGCGCUCCGAGGGCUUCUGCGACAUCGACGCGCAGACGCUGGAGAGCAUCCUACGCCGCGAGACGCUCAACGCCAAAGAGAUGGUGGUGUUCGAGGCCGCGCUGAGCUGGGCGGAGGCCGAAUGCCAGCGGCAAGACCUGGCGCCUACGAUCGAGAACAAGCGCCUGGCGCUCGGCAAGGCCAUCUACCUGAUCCGCAUCCCCACCAUGCUGCUAGAGGACUUCGCCAACGGGGCGGCGCAGUCUGGUGUCCUCACGCUCAACGAGACCAACGACAUCUUCCUGUGGUACACUGCUGCCAACAAGCCCGAACUCCUGUUCUGCACCAAACCUCGCAAAGGCCUGGCGCCACAGCGCUGCCACCGUUUCCAGUCGUGCGCCUACCGGAGCAACCAGUGGCGCUACCGCGGCCGCUGCGACAGCAUCCAGUUCGCCGUGGACAAGCGCGUCUUCAUCGCCGGCUUCGGCCUGUACGGCUCCAGCUGCGGUUCCGCCGAGUACAGCGCCAAGAUCGAGCUGAAGCGCCAGGGCGUGUCAAUGGCGCAACGCAUCAUCAAGUACUUCUCGGAUGGCUCCAGCAGCACGUUCCCCGUGUCCUUCGACUACCCGGUGCAGAUCGAGCCCGACACCUUCUACACCGCCAGCGUGGUGCUGGACGGCAACGAGCUCAGCUACUUCGGCCAGGAGGGAAUGACGGAGGUGCAGUGCGGGAAAGUGACCUUCCAGUUCCAGUGCUCGUCGGACAGCACCAACGGCACCGGCGUGCAGGGAGGCCAGAUCCCCGAACUCAUCUUCUACGCCUGAGAGACGCACGCCGCGAGAGAUUCCUGCUGUUUAUCUGUGUUUUUAAGCCCCCCAACGGCGCCGUCCAGGCAGCGCUGCCUGGAAGACGCUAGGAUUAGGCAC